Messenger RNA from Prunus armeniaca (apricot), 3030 nucleotides. NCBI's taxonomy places the organism in Eukaryota, Viridiplantae, Streptophyta, Magnoliopsida, Rosales, Rosaceae. The record is from the annotation of a GenBank genome assembly.
AUGAACUGGUACCUUACUGGUGGUAUUAUGGACACCAAGGCUGGUUUGCUUGGUGAUGGUGGAAAGAUGUGCCUCAAAUGGUGGGAGAAGAUCCCAAUGAAUAUUAGUAAGAUCCGUCAUCAUUACUACCAGUAUAUUGGGUCCAAGAGAGUCCGCAAAACUUGGUGGAAAAGGCUUUUGGUUUCAUGGGUGGUUGGUUGGACGAUUGGGAGCCUAUGGAUCUUCUGGUACAUGAGCUCACAAGCUAAUGAGAAGAGGAAAGAAACUCUUGCAAGUAUGUGUGAUGAGAGGGCAAGGAUGUUGCAGGAUCAAUUUAAUGUGAGCAUGAACCAUAUUCAGGCCAUGUCCAUGCUGAUCUCGACUUUCCACCAUGCCAAGUACCCAUCUGCUAUUGACCAGGAAACUUUUGCGAGGUACACUGAAAGAACUGCUUUUGAGAGGCCCCUCACGAGUGGUGUGGCAUAUGCUGUAAGGGUGCUCCACUCGGAAAAGGAACAAUUUGAGAAGCAGCAGGGCUGGACUAUCAAGAGAAUGGAUACCCUCGAACAAAACCCAGAUCAUAAGAAUGACUAUUCCCCAGAAGCCUUGGAACCAUCUCCAGUUCAGGAAGAAUAUGCUCCUGUCAUCUUUGCACAGGAUACCGUCGCACACAUCAUCUCUUUUGAUAUGCUGUCGGGGAAGGAAGAUCGAGAAAAUGUGCUGCGCGCAAGAGAAUCGGGAAAGGGGGUUCUAACUGCUCCUUUUCGGCUGCUUAAAACAAAGCGCCUUGGAGUAAUAUUGACGUUUGCUGUCUACAAAAGAGAUCUGCCUUCAAAUGCAACUCCAAAUGAAAGAAUUCAAGCUACUGAUGGGUAUCUUGGUGGAGUCUUUCAUAUCGAGUCACUUGUGGAGAAGUUACUUCAACAACUCGCAAGCAAGCAAACCAUCCUAGUGAAUGUGUAUGACAUUACCAAUCAUUCGCAUCCAAUCAGCAUGUACGGUUCAAAUGUUUCAGAUGAUGGAAUGCAGCAUAUUAGCACCUUAAGUUUUGGAGAUCCCUUAAGGAUCCAUGAGAUGCGCUGCAGGUUCAAGCACAGGCCACCAUGGCCGUGGUUAGCCAUUACAACUUCAAUUGGGAUCCUCAUUAUUGCGUUGCUUGUUGGGCAUAUAUUUCAUGCAACUGUAAAUAGGAUUGCCAAAGUGGAGGAUGAUUUCCAUAAGAUGAUGGAGCUCAAGAAACAGGCUGAGGCAGCUGAUGUUGCCAAAUCUCAGUUCCUUGCAACUGUUUCCCAUGAGAUCAGAACGCCAAUGAAUGGUGUCCUAGGAAUGUUACACAUGCUAAUGGACACAGACCUGGAUGUAACCCAACAAGAUUAUGUUAAAACUGCCCAGGCCAGCGGAAAAGCACUAGUCGCACUUAUAAAUGAGGUCUUGGACCAAGCAAAGAUUGAAUCUGGUAAGCUGGAGCUCGAGGCAGUGCGUUUUGAUCUGCGGGCAAUUCUGGAUGAUGUUUUAUCACUCUUUUCUGGGAAGUCUCAAGAAAAAGGAGUAGAGUUGGCAGUAUACAUCUCAGAUCAGGUUCCUGAAAUGCUUAUCGGCGAUCCCGGAAGGUUUCGGCAGAUUAUCACCAACCUCAUGGGGAACUCAAUCAAAUUCACAGAGAAAGGACACAUCUUUGUGACGGUUCAUCUUGUCAAUGAGCUGAUCGGUUCAAUAGAUGUUGAGACUGAAUCAUCAUCGAAGAACACUUUGAGUGGUUUCCCUGUUGCAGAUAGACGCCGUAGCUGGGGAGGAUUUAGGUGUUUCAGUCAAGAGGGAUCUGCAAGCCAUUUCGCAUCGUCCUCUGAUCUCAUUAAUGUUAUUGUAUCUGUUGAGGACACAGGAGUAGGAAUCCCUCUAGAAGCCCAAUCUCGCGUUUUCACUCCUUUUAUGCAGGUUGGACCAUCCAUCUCACGUACACAUGGAGGAACAGGAAUUGGGCUAAGCAUAAGCAAGUGUUUGGUUGGCCUCAUGAAAGGGGAAAUCGGAUUUGUGAGCAUUCCAAAGAUUGGUUCCACAUUUACAUUUACUGCUGUUUUCACCAAGGCCUUCUGUAAUUCAGAUGAUUUUAAGAUCCAGCAAAUCAACAGCCAAUCAAAUGCUCCAUCCUCGGAAUUUCAUGGCAUGACAGCAUUAGUUGUGGACCAAAGACCUGUUAGGGCCAAGAUGUCAAGAUAUCAUAUCCAACGGCUUGGAAUUCGUGUUGAAGUAGUUUCUGAUUUGGAUCAGGGUUUAUCCAGUUUGUGCUGUGGGAAUACAACUGUCAAUAUGGUCCUUGUUGAACGGGAAGUUUGGGAUAAAGAUUCGGGCACUUCAGCUCUCUUCAUCUAUAAUUUAAAGAAAAUUGAUUGCCAGGUUCCACCGAAGCUGUUCAUUCUUACUAAUUCUAGUAGCUCUUGCAGAAUAAACUCUGCAACUUCAGUUGUCUCUAACCCAACUGUCAUCAUGAAGCCUCUCAGGGCAAGUAUGCUUGCUGCCUCACUACAAAGAGCCAUGGGAGUUGGCAACAAGGGUAAUCCUCGAAAUGGGGAGCUCCCAAGUUUGACUCUCCGCAAACUUCUACUUGGGAGAAAAAUUCUUAUCAUAGAUGAUAAUAAUGUCAAUCUAAGAGUAGCUGCUGGUGCUUUGAAAAAGUAUGGGGCUGAAGUGGUCUGUGCAGACAGUGGUAGAAAGGCAAUCUCACUGCUUACACCGCCCCACCAUUUUGAUGCCUGCUUCAUGGAUAUCCAAAUGCCAGAGAUGGAUGGGUUCGAAGCUACAAGACGAAUACGCAAUAUGGAACGCAAUAUCAGCAACAGUAUUCAAAAUGGCAAAGUUUCUGCGGAGGAUUAUGGAAAUAUUUUAACAUGGCAUGUCCCAAUUCUGGCCAUGACUGCGGAUGUAAUUCAGGCCACCCAUGAAGAAUGCACAAAGUGUGGAAUGGAUGGAUAUGUUUCCAAACCAUUUGAAGCUGAACAGCUCUAUCGUGAAGUUUCACGUUUUUUCCAAUCAACUUUAAAGGGGAAUUUGUAG